CAACAAAUCUUUUCUCACUAUAAUAAUAAUCAACUUUACUUCACAUCUUGCACCUUAAUUAUUAUUGCAAUUUGAACCAGUCUCCCCCACUUCCACCUUAUUUUUAUUAUUCAAUCAAAGAAAUAUUCAAACUCUAUAUCAUUCAAAAAAAACAACCAUUAUAUAAAUCUCCUCAUUACAUUACAUAAAACAUAACAUAUAAAUAUAAAUAUAAAUACUUCAUCUUCUAAUAAAAGUAUCCAAAACUUUCCUCUUCUGAAUUCUGAUUUUUUCCAGCACAACCAAAAUUCAAAGAACAAGAUGAAUGACCUAUUCUCUGGCUCUUUCUCCCGGUUCCGCAGCACGGAUCAAGUCUCGCCGGACAACCACCACCAUGUCAUCGAAAUAUCAUCCCCAACAACCGCUCAAAGCGGCGUACACCUCGACAAAUUCUUCGAAGAAGUCGAAGCCGUUAAAGAGGAACUCAAGGAACUCGACCGUCUAUACGAAAACCUUCGAACCUCCAACGAGAGAAGCAAAACGCUUCACACUGCAAAAUCCGUAAAAGACAUUCGCUCCAGCAUGGAUAAUGACGUAUCUGUUGCUUUGAAGAAAGCUAAACUCGUUAAGGCCCGGCUCGAGGCGCUUGACCGCUCCAACGAGGCUAGUAGGAGUUUGCCUGGCGCUGGACCAGGUUCCUCCUCGGACCGGACUAGAACAUCUGUGGUGAGUGGUUUGAGAAAGAAACUGAAGGACUCUAUGGAUAGUUUUAACAACCUUAGACAGCAAAUAUCAUCCGAAUACAGAGAAACCGUGCAACGUAGAUACUAUACUGUCACCGGAGAGAAUCCAGAUGACAAAACCGUUGACCUCCUCAUUUCCACGGGUGAAAGUGAAACGUUUUUACAAAAAGCGAUUCAGCAGCAAGGUAGAGCAAACAUCAUGGACACAAUCCAAGAAAUUCAAGAGAGACAUGACACAGUGAAAGAGAUAGAGAGAAAUCUACUGGCACUGCACCAAGUGUUCAUGGACAUGUCUGUUCUGGUUCAGUCACAAGGUGAACAGUUGGAUAAUAUUGAGAGCCACGUGGCACGUGCUAAUUCGUACGUUAGAGGUGGGGUCCAGCAGUUGCAUGUUGCUAGGAAGCACCAGAAGAAUACCAGAAAGUGGACUUGUAUUGCUAUCUUGAUACUUCUUAUUAUUAUCUUGAUCAUAGUUUUGCCUAUUGUUCUUAAAAAAUAAUUUUGAGACUUUUCAAAAUGGGAUAUUGUUAUAUUAUAAUGUACAAUCUUGGUGGCUAUGACUAGUUCAAAGGUUAUAUGUUAGUCAAGUCAACUCAUGCUGCCUUGACAACUUUUGCAUUAUAUAAAGAAAACUUCGAUUGGUUGGUUUGGUACAUGUUUGAAUAUUGAGAGUAGGUGUUUUCUAGAACCUUAUGAUGGUCAUUGUCUUUUGGGGAAAAUUAGGCCAUGAAUUUUCUCUCAUUUUGGCAUGUGGAUUGAAGGAGAAGGUUAGUUGGAUGUUCAUGGUUGUAUUAUUAUUUUUUAUUAUGUUGAUUAAAUUUAUAUGUAUGGGUGAAUUACCUAGUUUAUGUGUGGUAGGAGUUCGAGUGUUGUGUGCGUUUAUGCCAUUGUACAAAAGAGUUGCACUUUUAUUUUGUUGCAUUUUUGUAUUUUACAAAUAAACAAUUGAAUUGCUUAGGUUUUA
Molecule: messenger RNA, 1686 nt
Organism: Lathyrus oleraceus (garden pea)
Lineage: Eukaryota; Viridiplantae; Streptophyta; Magnoliopsida; Fabales; Fabaceae
Product: syntaxin-121
Exons: 2
Coding region: 301-1221 (306 amino acids)
Biological process (GO): intracellular protein transport; exocytosis; vesicle fusion
Cellular component (GO): plasma membrane; SNARE complex; endomembrane system
Molecular function (GO): SNAP receptor activity; SNARE binding
Source: RefSeq, a predicted model, not a curated record